UGUGGGACAUCCCUUCCUUGACAUAUUCACAGCUGACCCAGACGUGACCAUAAGCAACGCAGUCUAAGCUGUCACUGCUUUGGCUUCGAGGUUAGAGCAGGGACACUUGGAGGUCCUCCUGGCCCUUAUGCCUCUGUAUUUCUGCUGGAGUACAGCAAUGGUGCCAGGCCUUGUGCAGGAUACAGAGCUGGCCACAGCAGAACAUGCCUUGAGAAGCCACUUUGGAAGCCCACAGAGCUCUAGCAAAAGCCUCAGAGCCCAUGGAGCAUGAGAGCCCUGUACAGCCAGCCAGUCUGGUGUGAUUUGUUCUUUCAGUGUUAACUGCUACUGUCACGGUGCUGAGGGCACCAGUAGGCGUCAAUGGCUGGUGACCAGUCCCACCUGGGACCUUCAUCUGGGCCUAUGAGGUCUGGUUCAGCUUGGCCCUGGGCAUUCAGCCCUGACCUGAGCCACACAGUGUGAGUUCCAGCCUCCAGUUCCCUCUCUGGCCUACACUGUGGGUAGCUUAUCUCCUGGAUGGACCACUGAAAUCCGCAUUGCAGCUUAUCUCCAGCCCUGCCUUUUGCACUGCAUCCUUUUGUCCAGUGUCUGGGACCCAGCUGACUGCUUGCCUUGCCUGGAGCUGUUGCCACCACUCAGCUCUGCUGGGAUGUGGCAGGACGGAGUCCUGCCAGCAAGGGCAUUGCCUCCACAGCGUACACCCUUGGCUUCUGACUGGCCUGCCCACGGAGAGCAGCCAGCCUUUGCUGCCACCAGAGAGCUUGCUCAUGCCUUCAUUCUCCUCCCUUGAGUCCUGCAUGGUGCCCCUGCUCUGCUUCUCUGGAGUGCAGCCACUGGUUUUCCUCAGCUCCACUUCCAACCUGUACCUGCUCAGAGGUCCUCUUGCAGCUGUCAGAAGACAGAGGUCCCAUGUCAGCAUGAUUUAAAAAACCUUUGUUUGAUAGCUUUGAAGAUACCAUCCACUGGAACAUUUGUGCUAAAGUCAAAACUGGGGUCUCUGCUGGGCUGUAGAUAAGCUCUCCUCUUGACACACUGUUCUUUGAAGGAAAUAGCAUUUGCAUCUAUUUGGAGCAGCCCCAUAGUGCCUGCUGUACACAGUGGCAUGGGAGAACUUCUCCAUGUCCUGUAAAGUCCAUAUUUCUGCUGCAUCUGGCAGCUCUGUUGCCAGCAAUAAUCCCAAGGGUGGCUCACCAGCAGCAGCCUGCCCCCCAGGCCUGGCACGAGCACCCCAUCACACCCCGAGGCGUUGUGUUGCUCAGUGCUGUCAUUAGUCUCAUGGGAACUCCUAAGUCACCCACGUCCUCUGCCCCCACAGAGGGAACAUGGGCCCUCUGCCUGGGGUCCUUCUUCCCUGGGCAGCUUGGGCCCUUUUCCCUCCAUAGACUUGGGAGUGCUGCUUUUGUGAUUCUCCUAAACUAAAUGAGACUGUGGACAAGGGCUCUCAACCUCUAACCAAGCAAGCAAGGGUGAGAUCUAAGGGUUCAGAUGGAAGCUGAUCCAGAGAUGCCUUAACUUGUAGAGGUCUGGAUGCCACUGUCCAUCCAGACCUGCAAGUUGCACUGCUUGAUGUGGGCUCCUAUAGUAUGGAAGGUUUGGUGGGACCCUCAGCUUGACGCUGGCUUGCUGUGAACACCAUGUUUAAAGCUGUGCCAUGAAGUAGACUUCUGGUCAGGAGGCUACUGAAACCAACACCAGAGAAGAAAGUAGAAGGGCCACAUCUUUAUCCUCUUAAAAUUGGCUUGACAAGGUGAUCGAGCUGUUUGCACCUUCUGGCAUGAAGAACAGCCCUCCCAAACAAUCUGUCCUGAGAGCAUUUUGCUCCUGUAGAGGGAUCCUGGUUGACAUUUCUGGGGCUGGGGGGAGAAUCAACAGGGUCUCACCUGACCAAAGGCAGGGAUUGGGAAAGAGUGGCAAAGGGACCCACAAGCACCUGUUUGUUACCUGGAACCAUUGCUCUCUGUCUACUCAGAGCAUGCAGACUGGGGUGACAGGGGACACUGUAUACAGUGACUUCUGGCUGCUGGACACUGGUUCCAGUCCAAUGACUUAACUCAUUGAUCCUGAAACCCACCAGUGGAGAGUUAGCAAGCAGGUACGUCUCUUGACCGAUCCUCAUCUUUCCAAGGUCACCUUUGGGAUUGGGCACAUAGGAAACCUAAUCUCUCCUUUGCUAGUUUCUGUGUGUAUGUCCCUAAAAAGCUGCAUCUCUCCACUUCAGUUUGAUCAUGGCUCUCCAGAAUUUGCUCCAAGUGGGCAAUUCAUGUGUAGUGUUUGUGUAUCUGGGAGAGUCAAUAAUUGAAAUCCCUCAUCAUGGAGGGGGCUUUUGUGGCUGGAAGGCCAUGCCUCCCUCCCCUCAGGAGGUUUAGUUGUGCUGUCAUGGGAUCUGGAAACUGCUCGAGCCACAAUCUGCAAGUGCCUCCUUGUGCCUCUACAAAUAACGAGUGUGAACACAAGUGGGUGUGUGCAGUGCCUAUAAAGUCACCAUGGAAAGCUCAGCAUGAGACGGUGCACCGCUACAUUCCUGCUCUCUGCUCAGCCGUGCUGUUGUGAUGGGUGAGUUAUGCUCCCAGCAGCACAUGUCAUUCAUGUGUGAUGCUGGGCUCAAACAAGACCUGGCUGGGGUGAGUAUACAAAGGCAUAAGAUGAUUAGGAGGACAGCAGCCUUGAUCUUGCUUGUGUGAUGCGUGCUGCCAGGCACCUUGGUAGCAGAAGGGAUGCUUGACCAAAGCAACAAACAACACACAUGCUUGGUGCCAGCCUAUGCCUUCCCAGGCUGCCUGUGCUCUGCAUCCCCUUUCCUGGCAGGGCUGGUUAAUGUGGAGACCCGGAUUUCAACUUGGCCCUUUUCCCUUCCUGAUCAACGCAUAUGGCACACAAGGUUGCACAAGGGUCCUUCCCCAGGCAUGAUGGCAUCUCCUCCAGUAACAGAGCUAGCACGGGGUGUAGGGGUGCGCUGGUGACCAGCACGGAGGGUUUGGACUUGUGUCACUGUGUGGGCCCAGGAGACCUCCUCCGGUCAGCUUGGGAGUGGUAUCUGUGCAGUAGGAUCUAGCCUUUGACUUUGGUUUCCCAGUAGCUGCCAUUGGGCUGAAGGGGCUUAUAUAAAAGGCUUAAGCAUGAUUAUUCCAAAAAGAACUGUUUCUUGUGAUCCCUCCCUGCUGGCAAACUCUCCCCAGAUCUAACUGUGUCACUGUCCUCUCUUAGCUACUCUUGCACUGUAUGUUCUGAGGACAGAUCUGCAGGUUGCUGUCUGCUACAGGGAAAGGGCUGAUCAGGAGGGUGACACAGCCCUUUCUCACCUUGCAGGGGCUGAGCCUCCACUGAAGCUGCAGCUUUUACCACCCUGGGAGCCCCCUGCUCCUGCCUGCACUCCGUGGCUCUGACCUCCCUGGUCCGAGCUCCCCAGGGGCUGGGGGGCUGCCCAGGGAUCUCGUCAGUGAUGGGCACUUUCAUCCCCAGGGCUCCAGGCUGGGAAAAGUUUUCUCUGUGGGGACCUUGUCUUCCGACCCAUCGUGGUGGCAAUGCUUCUCCUCUGUGCAAGUGCUGGCCUAGCAGUACCCACUGCCAGCUCCCGGAGCGGGUUCCCCGCAGACUGCAGCCGUCUCCGCAAGACCAGCCCCAGCGGGGUGUAUGUCAUCCAGCCAGCAAGGUCUCCCCCAGUCGUGGUGUGGUGCGACAUGGACACCGAAGGCAAGGGCUGGACUGUUGUCCAGAGAAACUCUCAUGACACCGAGAUCACAUGGAAGCAAUCCUGGACCACCUACAAGUACGGCUUUGGGAACGUGCAGGGCGAUCACUGGCUGGGCACGGAGUACCUGCACCUGCUGACGCAGCAGGGCACCUACAAGGUCCGCUUCAUCGUGCGGAAUAAAGCCAACGUCACCCAUUACGCCGAGUACGACAUCUUCAGCGUGGAGAGUGAGGCUAGUGGGUACCCGCUGAGGCUGGGCCGGUUUUCUGGUGAUGGGGAUGACUAUCUGACCCUCUAUCACCCCAAGAAGGGGGGCUUACAUGACAACAUGAAGUUCAGCACGACCGACAGGGACCAGGACCAGUACAGUGGGAACUGCGCCAGCAGCUAUGGGGGCUGGUGGUAUGACAGGUGCCAUAAUGUCCUGCUCAAUGCCAAAAAAUACAUCCUUUGGCCAGGAUUCUGUGAUAAUGGCGACUGUGCAUCCUCCCUCAUCCUGGUCAAACCCACAGAUGUGUGCUGACCGUGCCGCAGCUCCCAGCCUCCCAGGAGUUUGGGGGAGUGCCACUGUCCCCAGCUCAGUGCCCCGUUCCUGUGCCUGCCAACCGCCCCGUGCCAGCCCCGGUACAUGUCCUGUGCUGCCCGCAGUGUC
Falco peregrinus (peregrine falcon) is the source of this 4343-nucleotide messenger RNA. RefSeq names its product fibrinogen-like protein 1-like protein. The coding region runs from base 3522 to 4214 and encodes 230 amino acids. NCBI's taxonomy places the organism in Eukaryota, Metazoa, Chordata, Aves, Falconiformes, Falconidae. The transcript is spliced from 2 exons. The record is from RefSeq and is a predicted model, not a curated record.